AUGAAAAAUCGCCAAUUUAUUUAUUUAAUUUUAACUGUCUCGUUGGGCUCAUUUGUGGUUUUAAUUAUAGGAAGAUUUGAUCUGAUAUCCUCUACGGGUAUUUUAUUGCUCGGAAAUGAUUAUCAACGACGGCCGGGAUGUACAUGUUCAAGAUCUUCAUUAACCUCAUUACGCUCACCUUUAACAUCUGAAAAUAGUCAUAUUCAAUUGUCUCUUUGCAGUGAAUAUGCUACACAACGCGGUCCUCAUCAACGUAUUAUUGCAAUCAGUCUUUUUGGCCCAAAAGAAAAUAGAAUGUUUCAAAUGAAUCGAUCGCUUGCCCUUCUUCAUCAGCUCAUUGAAGAUCUAAACGUCGUGUAUCCAGAUAAUUUUAUACUGCGUGUUUAUCAUGAUGAUGCAGUUGAUUCAUCAAAUAUUAUUUGUCCUAUUGAAUGUAAACAUCCAAAUGUGGAUUUUUGUAAUAUGACGGAUAAACUUUAUAUUCCACCGAAAAUCUGGCGGUUUACACCGGCAGGCGAUCCUCUUGUGGAUAUUAUGAUGAGUCGUGAUCUUGAUUCGCCUUUGACAAAACGAGAACGUGCAGCGGUUGAUGUAUGGCUGGCUUCGAACAAGUUAUUUCAUAGUUUACGUGAUCAUCCCCAGCAUAAUGUUCCUAUGCUUGGUGGUAUGUGGGGUUUUCGGCCAUCAUUAAAUCGAUCUAUAUCUCGUUUAAUACUGGAUAAAAUUUACAAUCGAGAACUAAUCAAACGAUAUGGUGGUCGAGCUGAUCAAUCAUUUCUCUCUUCUCAUGUUUGGUCAUAUGCAAAAGCGAGUGUUAUUGCACAUGAUAGUUUUCUGUGCAAACAUGAAUUCGGACAGAAGUCAGAGCCAUUUCCAACACAAAGACCAUCAGUUAAUGAAACGAAUUGUUUUAUAGGUUGUACACGGCCUUGUUGUACUCCCGGGAAAAGGCCCUUUGGACCCUGUCCGCCAGAAUGUCGACCAAAAGAUCAUCCAGAAUGGGUUUAUUGCUAA
Rotaria socialis is the source of this 1014-nucleotide messenger RNA. The record is from the annotation of a GenBank genome assembly. NCBI's taxonomy places the organism in Eukaryota, Metazoa, Rotifera, Eurotatoria, Philodinida, Philodinidae.